AUGGCGUCCAGGAAGAAGGUUCUCCUCAAGGUGAUCAUCCUUGGUGACUCAGGUGUCGGUAAGACCUCCCUGAUGAACCAAUAUGUUAACAAGCGCUUCUCGAACCAGUACAAGGCGACCAUCGGUGCCGAUUUCCUCACCCGCGAAUUAGUCGUCGAUGACCGAGUGGUCACUAUGCAGCUGUGGGAUACCGCCGGACAAGAACGGUUCCAAUCCCUCGGUGUCGCGUUCUACCGGGGUGCCGAUUGCUGUGUGCUGGUGUAUGACGUCAAUAGCUCAAAGAGCUUUGAGGCGCUCGAUGGGUGGAGGGACGAGUUCUUGGUACAGGCAUCCCCGCAUGAUCCUGAGAACUUCCCAUUCGUCGUACUCGGGAACAAGAUAGAUAUGGAGGAGUCAAAGCGGAUGGUAUCCCAGAAGCGAGCCAUGACGUGGUGCCAAGCAAAGGGCAACAUCCCGUACUUUGAGACCUCGGCGAAAGAGGCUAUCAACGUGGAGCAGGCGUUCCAGACUAUCGCGAAGAAUGCUUUGGCGCAGGAGGCCGAGACUGAACUCUACGCCGACUACCCCGACCCAAUCCGGAUCGACUCGGAGAACUCGCAGAAUUACGGCUGCAACUGCUGA
Dioszegia hungarica is the source of this 621-nucleotide messenger RNA. Its product is annotated as small GTPase superfamily. Gene Ontology annotation, cellular component: phagocytic vesicle; late endosome; vacuole. The coding region runs from base 1 to 621 and encodes 206 amino acids. The record is from RefSeq and is a predicted model, not a curated record. Gene Ontology annotation, molecular function: GTPase activity; GTP binding. The transcript has 7 exons. Lineage: Eukaryota; Fungi; Basidiomycota; Tremellomycetes; Tremellales; Bulleribasidiaceae. Gene Ontology annotation, biological process: regulation of vacuole fusion, non-autophagic.